Molecule: messenger RNA, 186 nt
Organism: Toxoplasma gondii ME49
Lineage: Eukaryota; Apicomplexa; Conoidasida; Eucoccidiorida; Sarcocystidae
Product: ADP/ATP carrier protein, putative
Exons: 2
Coding region: 1-186 (61 amino acids)
Biological process (GO): mitochondrial ATP transmembrane transport; mitochondrial ADP transmembrane transport
Cellular component (GO): mitochondrial inner membrane
Molecular function (GO): ATP:ADP antiporter activity
Source: RefSeq, a predicted model, not a curated record
AUGAUGAUGCAAGCACUCCGGAGUGAUACCAUUUAUCGGAAUAUGUGGGACUGUGCAGGCCGAAUAGCGAGAGAAGAAGGGGUUACGGCAUACUACAAGGGUUGUGCGAGCAACAUUGUACGAGGUGUAGGUUGCGCGAUUGUCCUGGUCCUGUAUGAUGAAAUGAAACGAUUCGUUGCGUCGUAA